AUGAUAACAAGUCUACUGCUAGUGUUAACCUUCGCACCCGUAGGUGCUUCCAGUCGCCAUCUGGAGAGGGACGAAAAGUCAGACGAGCCGAUAAUCGCGAGGAAAAUUAGUCUCCACGACGAGGAAGUGAAAAAAGGCGGAAGUUAUAAUCUACUUUCCGACCUGAGUCGUUCGAACAAAAUAAUGAAAGUCGGCGAAAAGAUAUCUGAUGAAAGUAUUCUUAGACGUCGUCUUCGUCCCAGGAUCAGCAUCCCGAAAGAGCUCGACUGGCGGAAAAGGGGAUUCGUGACACCGUCGUGGAACCAGAAAAACUGUUCUGCUUGCUAUGCGUUCAGCGUUGCUGCUUCCAUUCAAGCUCAAAUGUUCAUCAAAAGAGGAAAAUACGAACCUCUUAGCAAACAACAGAUCGUGGACUGUUCGUACAAUAACGGAAACCUCGGUUGCAACGGAGGAACAUUCCUGAACACCCUCCUCUACGUCCAAAGACACGGACUGAUGACCGAGAAAGAUUAUCCAUACGACGGAAACCAAUCUGCGUGCCGAUUCGAGUCGAACAAAGUUUCAGCUAAAAUCAAAUUCUGGAACGUCCUGCCUGCUGGGGACGAAGACGGAUUGAAAACCGCCCUGGCGAAUUACGGGCCCAUCCCAGUGGCGAUUAAUUCCAGACCUGAGACGUUCAAACUGUACGAAAAAGGGAUUUACGACGAUCCGGAAUGCACGGGACAUUCCAUGAACCAUGCCGUCCUAUUGGUCGGCUAUACCGAAGAUGCCUGGAUCAUUAAAAAUUGGUGGAGUGACGAAUGGGGCGAAAGUGGUUACAUGUAUCUCAAAAGGGGGAAAAACAUGUGCGGAAUUUCUAAUUAUGCUGUCUAUGUGAAAGCAUAGAUAUUUUAUGCACAAUUUUUAACAAAGAUUUCAAACAAUUCUGCUACCUAAGCUUAGCAUAAGUUA
Messenger RNA from Cimex lectularius (bed bug), 951 nucleotides. RefSeq names its product cathepsin L1-like. The transcript is spliced from 2 exons. The record is from RefSeq and is a predicted model, not a curated record. The coding region runs from base 1 to 885 and encodes 294 amino acids. Lineage: Eukaryota; Metazoa; Arthropoda; Insecta; Hemiptera; Cimicidae. Gene Ontology annotation, molecular function: cysteine-type endopeptidase activity. Gene Ontology annotation, cellular component: lysosome.